AUGCUGAAGCCUACCAAACGGUUUGUAGAGAACGUAAAGUCCUGUGUUUAUCAAUUUGUCUGGAAGAAGAAGCGGCCAUUACUACGCAAAGAACUCAUAUUCCUACCCAAGUCCAGAGGUGGUCUUGCUGUUCUCAACCCUUCUCUCCAACAAUUGAUCCUCCAAAAACGCUGGCUCAAUUAUCUUGUUGAACCGCAGAAAUAUCCGUCCUUCCUGCGUCCCUUCAUGCUCUAUCACGUAUCACUGCUACCGGCGUCAUCAGAGUUUCCUUACUUGGCCUUCGUCGAUGCUGAAUACCGCAAGUCCUCCCUGAUACACAAGGAUCUUCCUAUUUGGCAUUCUAUCUUCGCCAUGUAUGACUAUUUUGAUUUCAGUGGACUUCAACAAGUGAAUUUCCUUCCGGUCCAGACCAUUCUGCAAUUGCCUUUGCACAAGCUUCUCAUAGGCCUCAGCGAUGAUCACUGGCUCCGGCGUCAUCCCAAAUUUCCAGCAAACAAGUUCCUAAUCUUUGAUAGCCAACAACAACGGCUGUGUCUUCGUGUUGCUUCUGAAUAUUCGAGCUGCUCGCUUCUUUGUGCCUCGCUCUAUCAAGAUAUUCUCAUGCUCAAAACCGUCAAACUGGUUCCUGGUGUGUGGCCUCACAUUCUGCAGCCUCCUUCCACCUCCACCUUAGAUUGGACGAGCUUUGAUUUCUUCAGCAAAUUGGGCACUAAAGACCUAUGGACUCAGUACCAUCCCGUAACCUUUCGUCAGCAGCAACAACAGUUGGUUCCGUCGGAUCAUCGUUUCAACAAUUCAAUGGUCAAGACAUUAUGGUCAGCACCUGCUCAUCCAGCGGCAAGAACGGUCCUCUAUCGGGCACUGUCGAAAUGCAUCCCUCAUAAAUCAUACUUGUACACAACUGGCACUGUGGAAAACUCUAUCUGUCCUUUUUGUGCCCUAGGCAUCGAUACAUUGCGACAUUUUCCUCGUUGA
Messenger RNA from Mucor velutinosus, 975 nucleotides. RefSeq lists its product as uncharacterized. The coding region runs from base 1 to 975 and encodes 324 amino acids. Lineage: Eukaryota; Fungi; Mucoromycota; Mucoromycetes; Mucorales; Mucoraceae. The record is from RefSeq and is a predicted model, not a curated record. The transcript has a single exon.